Molecule: messenger RNA, 3693 nt
Organism: Lotus japonicus
Lineage: Eukaryota; Viridiplantae; Streptophyta; Magnoliopsida; Fabales; Fabaceae
Product: kinesin-like protein KIN-14I
Exons: 19
Coding region: 415-3504 (1029 amino acids)
Biological process (GO): microtubule-based movement
Molecular function (GO): ATP binding; microtubule binding; microtubule motor activity
Source: RefSeq, a predicted model, not a curated record
AACAACGUGAGAGAGAGAGAGAGAGAGAGAGAGAGAGAGAGAGAGAGGUUCGGAGCUGAAGCAACAGAGUAGUGGGGGUGAGAGUAUAAAGCGGUUAGAGAAAGGAAAAGGUUGAGGUAUUUGUGCUACCACUCUGUAUCUGUACAGUGAAAAGAGAAAAAGCGAACAAGAACAAGAAUCUCUGUGUUUGAAAUUGCUAAAACAAAGAUAGAAAGAGAGAAACCUCAACAACACUCAACAUCAUCACCAUCAUCAAUCAUCAAAUAUAAAGAUCAAACAGACAGAGAGGGACUCUCAUUCUUCUGAAAUUUAGCUCUCUCUGGUGAGGACUGAGGACAAUGUUGAUGAAUUGAAUUGUUGAAUUGAGAGGUCAACUUUGCGGUUUGGAUAGUAGUUUCUCUGGUGUCGUUUGUUAUGGCGGCAUUGUCGUUUUCAGUGGCGUCAGUGGUGGAGAAUGUGCUUCAACAGCAUGGUCGCCUCAAGGAUCUUGAUUUGGAAUCUAGAAAAGCAGAAGAAGCUGCAUUCAGAAGGUAUGAAGCGGCAGGGUGGCUGAGAAAAAUGGUUGGAGUUGUUGCUGCUAAAGAUUUACCAGCAGAGCCCUCUGAGGAAGAGUUUAGGCUUGGUUUGAGGAGUGGGAUCAUUCUCUGCAAUGUUCUAAACAAGGUUCAACCAGGUGCUGUACCCAAGGUUGUGGAGAGUCCUGUUGAUUCUGCACAAAUCCCUGAUGGAGCACCCUUAUCGGCAUUUCAGUAUUUUGAAAAUGUGAGGAACUUUCUGGAUGCUAUCCAGGAAAUUGGAAUUCCUACCUUUGAGGCUUCUGAUCUGGAACAAGGAGGAAAAUCAGCCUGGGUUGUUAACAGUGUCAUGGCCCUUAAAUCCUAUAGUGAAUGGAAACAAACUGGUGCUGAUGGUGUGUGGAAAUUUGGUGGAACUAUCAAGCCAACAAUAUCUUCAAAAUCUUUUGUGAGAAAAAACUCAGAGCCAUUUACUAAUUCCUUGUCAAGGAACUCGUCCUGCAGUGAAAAAUCUCUCACUGCUUUUACCUCUGAUGUUGAGUCUAAUAAAAUGUCUGGUUCUUAUUCUUUGGGUAUGCUUGUUCGUGCAAUACUGUUAGAUAAGAAGCCAGAAGAAGUUCCAAUGUUAGUUGAAUCUGUCUUAAAUAAGGUUGUAGAGGAGUUUGAGCAUCGCAUAGCAAGCCAAGGUGAACAGCCAAAAACAACUUCAAGGGCUCCUGUGUCCCAAAGCAAUGGAUCUAUGUCAAAGUUUGUUAUGGCAGAUAAAAAGGCGAAUAACAAGAUUCCUGUGGUAACAAAGAAAGAUGAAUUCAGCCAUAAAAAACAUGUUGCUGACAAGGAUUCGCAAAGACAACUUCUGAAGCAGAAAAUGCUCUUUGAUCAACACCAGAAUGAUAUUCAAGCACUAAAGCAUACAAUUCACACCACCAAAGCUGGAAUGCAGUUCAUGCAGAUGAAAUUUCAUGAGGAGUUCUCCAAUCUAGGCAUGCACAUUCAUGGCUUAGCUCAUGCUGCUUCUGGGUAUCAUAGAGUUCUUGAAGAAAAUCGCAAACUAUACAAUCAAGUCCAGGAUCUUAAGGGAAGUAUUAGGGUGUACUGUAGAGUAAGGCCCUUCUUAUCUAGGCAAUCAAAUUAUUUGAGCUCAGUGGAUAGUAUAGAAGAUGGAACUAUCACAAUUAAUGUUCCUUCAAAGAAUGGGAAAGGGCGCAGAUCCUUCAACUUCAACAAAGUCUUUGGACCAUCUGCAGCUCAAGCGGAGGUCUUCUCCGAUAUGCAGCCACUCAUUAGGUCCGUUCUUGAUGGAUUUAAUGUUUGCAUAUUUGCUUAUGGCCAAACAGGAUCAGGAAAAACUUACACUAUGACCGGACCGAAAGAGAUUACAGAAAAAAGCCAAGGUGUAAAUUACAGGGCUCUGAGUGAUUUGUUUCUUACAGCAGAUCAAAGAAAGGGCACUUUUCGCUAUGAUGUGUCUGUUCAAAUGAUUGAGAUUUAUAAUGAGCAAGUCAGGGAUCUGUUGGUUUCUGAUGGAACAAACAAAAGAUUAGAAAUUCGUAGUAAUUCUCAUAAAGGACUCAGUGUACCAGAUGCAAGCCUUGUCCCAGUAUCAUCAACACAUGAUGUUAUUGAACUGAUGAACCUGGGCCAAAGGAACCGUGCAGUUGGAGCAACAGCUCUUAAUGACCGUAGUAGCCGAUCUCACAGUUGCUUGACUGUUCAUGUUCAAGGAAGAGACUUGACAUCCGGAGCGGUCCUACGAGGAUGCAUGCAUCUGGUUGACUUGGCGGGAAGUGAGAGGGUUGAUAAAUCUGAGGCCACAGGAGAUAGACUGAAAGAGGCACAGCAUAUUAACAAAUCUCUUUCAGCUCUGGGUGAUGUCAUUGCUUCCCUUGCUCAGAAAAACAACCAUGUCCCUUACAGAAAUAGCAAACUCACACAACUACUUCAAGAUUCACUUGGAGGACAGGCCAAGACACUAAUGUUUGUGCACAUAAGUCCAGAGGUUGAUGCUGUUGGAGAAACAAUUAGCACCUUAAAAUUUGCAGAAAGAGUUGCAACAGUUGAACUUGGUGCUGCUCGAGUAAACAAGGACGGGGCAGAUGUCAAAGAGCUCAAAGAACAGAUUGCCAACCUUAAGGCUGCAUUGGCAAGAAAGGAAGAAGAAUCAGAACAUUCUUUGUCUGGCAGCUCUGGAAAAUAUGGGAGAACAGCUAGUGAGCUAUCACCUUAUCAUGCAAACCAGUGGGGUGAGGAUAUUGGGUGCCAGCAACCUAUGGUUGGUGUAGGCAACACAGAGCUUCACCAUAAUACCCCAUUAAGGAAAAAAAAUCAGAGCUUUGAUUUUGAUGAGAUGUCAACAAAUUCAGAGAUUCACAGUAAUACCACCCCAUUAAGGAAAAAAACUCAGAGCUUUGAUUUUGAUGAGAUAUCAACGAAUUCACCACCCUGGCCCCCAGUGAAAAGUCCAGGACAAAACUCUGGGGAAGAUGAUAAAGAAACUGGUUCUGGAGACUGGGUUGAUAAAGUCAUGGUAAACAAGCAAGAUGCAGGAAAAACCGCGAACAUCUUAGGGUGUUGGGAAGAAGAUAAUGAGCAAAUGUCCGAGGUCUUUUAUCAGAAAUAUCUCCAAGAUUCUUCCAAAACUUACUCGGAACGACCAUACAACACGUUCAUGGGUGGCAACAAGUUCAACAUUGCGGGUUCAGAUGACAUGGAUGAUCUUGAUGCUGCAACCAGUGAUUCCUCAGAACCUGACUUACUUUGGCAAUUUAAUCAUUCCAAACUUACCAGCAUAGCCAAUGGCAAUGGAUCAAAGGCUAGGAAACCUAUCUCAAAGUCAGCAAAAAGCCCAGAAUUGAGCAAGAACAGUAUUCAUUCUUCUUCUCUUGGUCCUUCACCUUCACGCAAACAAACAAAUGGUGGUGUCUCACAUCGAACAGGAAGGCAUCCAGCUCCAAUUGACAUGAAACGUAAGACUGGAAGUAGAAAGUAAAAAUGCUUACUUGUCAGGCACGUAAAAAAGAGUGAUUUUUUUUCUUUUUUCAUUUUUUUCCCAAUCUUUUAGAUAGAGAACAGAGAGCUUGUGCAGUAUCACUUUUUUUGGGUUAUGUUUGUAAGUUUUGAUACUUGUAUUUACUAUUUACACAUAUAAUGGAUGGAGCAAUAAGGCCUGUUGCUUGUA